AUGGGGGUUGUCACCUACCUUUGCCUUUUUGGUUUCCUGGUCUCCUAUUCUUUCCCAGGAGGUGAGUGCUUUAACAAUUAUCUGGGAAUUCCCCAGAAAUUUUAAUUGGGGUUAAGCAUUUAUAAAAACAAAACUACUUGUCAGAUUUCCAGGUGAUGGUAACCCAGCUAAGGCUGUUGGAAUAAAUAACCAGGCAAUGGAAGCAGGUCCAUUAGGGUGAAUAGGGAACUGCCCUACCAACCUCAGUCUGCUCUGAACCACUCCUCAUCUUCAUAUUGACAACCAGUCAGGGAGUGGCGCUGCCUGUCAUGGACUCUGGAUCCACUUACUGUUUGCCUCCCUGCUUUCUGUCCCAAUUUCAUAUUGGUGCCAUGGGGUACCAGUCACCAAUGGAAGCAGGAAUGUUUAAAUUAGGUCUGCAUUCAUUAAUCUUAAAAUUAUCUGUGCAAAUUUGUAGGUGAAGUAGGAUUCCACCUUGAAAAUUGCAUUCUAACAGCUUUUGUCCCCCUCCCCCAUCUUUUUCUUCUUUUACUCCUCUCUCCAUACAGUAAAGGCCAGAUCCUGUCCCAGGAAUUGGCUGAAAUCCCAGGGCAGCUGCUAUGCAUAUUUUGACUCUCAGAAAACUUGGUCUGAAGCUGAGGUAAGAAGCUGUUUCUCACCAACCACGCUGUCACAUCAGGUGCUGUGAUGGGUUUCAGAUGACAUUUUUGUGAGGAGGGCUAUCAGUGUGAGCUGUUGGGAGACAAGACCUGGCCAUCAUCUUGGUCUAAUCAAAAGAGAGUUGCUCACCCAUUGUGUUCAAGUAACCUGUUUCCACAGGAGCCAAGAAAGCUUAAUUAACAGUCAGGAGAGAUGGCCUGGCAAGAAGGUACCAUCUCACAAGUGAAAAGAUACAAGCUAUCUCUGCCCCUUUGUCCCUCCAGCUUGCAUGUGAGCAGGAGGGACCUCAGGGCUCACUCAGCUGGGGGGGGGGAGUGGAGCCUUCCCACCCCCAAGCCAAGAAUGGCAACCAAGCUGUGUCAUCCUCAGCUCUGCAGGGUGUUGGGAUGAAAGUGCCUCAUCUCUUGCAAUGAGAGCUGUGGCCGUUUCACCCCAUGCCUUGAGGGCUGGGGCCAAUACAGAUUGUUGUUUCAACAUCAUGGUGUAUCGCCAGAUUGUGAUGUUUGGCUGGUGAUACAUCAUGGUGUUGAAAACCUGACAUCACCCAACUCUGGGGUUGCGCGCUCAUCUCGCUCUAUAGGCCGAGGGAGCCGGCGUUUGUCUGCAGACAGCCUCCGGGUCAUGCGGCCAGCAUGACUAAGCGCUUCUGGCAAACCAGAGCAGCGCACGGAAACGCCGUUUACCUUCCCGCCGGAGCAGUCCUUACUUAUCUACUUGCCCUUUGACGGGCUUUCGAACUGCUAGGUUGGCAGGAGCAGGGACCAAGCAACAGGAGCUCACCCCGUUGCGGGGAUUCGAACCGCUGACCUUCUGAUCGGCAAGUCCUAGGCUCUGUGGUUUAACCCACAGCGCCACCCUCUUCUGAAAAGAGUGCAGCCAAAUCAUGACUAUGAGCAUUCUUCCUGCAUUCAUCCUAGUUUUUGUGUAUGAGCUUCAAGUUGGUUUUCUUGCACCAAGAUUGAGUGCUUGAAGCACCUUUAACUGCACUCGUGUGCAGCAGGUCCAGCAGGUUUCUUUAGUUUCCCAGCAGGUCCAGAGGAUGGAGAAAGGGGCCUGGCUCCACUCACAGCAUUUUCUUCACCCCUUUUUCUCUCUUCCUUCCUCAGCUGCUUUAGUUCCCAUUUGAAAAACUUCCAACUCUCCACCACUGGUGUUUUAUGAUUUUUAAAUAAUUGUUAUUACUUAUUUGACAAGUUGUGAGCCACUCUGGGAAAGCUUUGUGGGAAAGAGUGUGUGUGUGUGUGUGUGUGUGUGUGUGUGUGUUAGUAAUAGUGGUGGAGCUUAUUUACUUGCUUGGCUAUUCUCAGAAUGAGUGCCUGAGCUUUGGCUGUGGGACCCAUCUUGCCUCCAUCCUCAAUGAGAAAGAGUCAGAUGCGGUGGCCAAUUACAUCUCUGCAAACCAGAAAAAGGCAAGCCAGGUCUGGAUUGGGCUGCAUGAUCCCACUGAGGUGAGUUGCCUUUACUUUCUCAAUUUCAGGCCAUUGUCACUGAAUAACGGCUUCUUAGCGUCACCAUUCCAUCCUUACCCGAAUCGUCUCCCCAGAUGACUCCAAUAUGUGACUUUUCCACAAUUUUCUAAUAGAAUCCUCCUCUAAUAUUGCUGUGGAAGUGGGGAGAUGAUUAACAUAUUCAAUCCUCCUGGCAAACUGGGAAUAUCCCCUCACUCACCCAAGUUUUGGAUGUUCCACCAUUCUCCAGCAGAGAGAAUGUUCUUUGAGGAAAAUAAGUGGCUCACGUAAAUGUAAACUAAGCUUUGAAUAAUAAAGAAAACUGUAACAAAAUAACAAAAUAAGAGAAACUAAAUACAACAACAUGAGGCUAGUCUGAGGCAAGAAGCGAGAAGAUGCAGUUGGUCCCUCUUAACUGAUAUCCUUAACGGAACACAGACACUGAAGGGAGGGGCUGAUUCCAGAGCAAAACACACAAGUCCCGCCCACCAGAUACCAAGCACUCUACUAUUCAAAUUAGGUCCCAGUGUUUUUUCCUACAAAUACAAUCGUACCUUGGUUCUCGAACACCUUGUGACUCUAACGUUUUGGCUUCUAAACACCGUAAACCCGGAAGUGAGUUUUCCAGUUUGUAAACGUUCUUUGAAACCCUAACGUCUGCUAUGACUUCCGUAGCUUCUGAUUGAGUGCAGGAAGCUCCUGCAGCCUAUUGGAAGCCACACUUUGGUUUUUGAACAUUUUCGGAAGUUGAACGGGCUUCCGGAAAGGAUUCCAUUAGAGAACCAAGAUACAACUGUAUCUCCAUCAUAACUUGUAAUAGCUUCAUAAUUGGCCAACUCUCCACGUGAUCUUUGCAUUGGCCUCCUCGUUUCAAAUGAAUGUAUCAUCUGUUUUAUCACAUUGCUGCAGAAAGGACAUUGGAGAUGGUUGGAUGACGAGAUCUACAAUUACAAACGCUGGGAUUCUCAUCGCCCAGACAACUACAACAAUGAAGAAUAUUGUGUGCAUCUGCUAAAGGACUCAGGUAAGCAAGCAAUUUGUAGGGACUGAUUAAAAAAAGGUUUCAUGCCUAUCACUCCAUCAGUUUCAAGUAUUUUAAAGGGUAGUAUCUGACUUUAAAAAUCAAAAUGAUCAAACUCAAUAUACUUUGGAUAGUCAUUGCUAUUGAUGGUCCAUUCAUUUGAAAGGUUUACUCUGGGUAUUAGUUGAGUGAAUACAGUGGCAGAGCUUCAUGCUCUGGCACCAGGGGGGGCGGAGAGCAGGUGGGGCAGGGGCUGGUGCACAUCCUGGGGGCAGGGGGCACUGCUUGCGGGGCUGGGGCGCCCAGCACUGGUGGGGGGAAGCCACGAUGGCACCCUGCCCGGAUCGCCCUGCCAGGGGCAGGACACUCCCCUCUCACUCCUCUUCCUCUGCCAGUGAGUGGAUACACUCUCAGCCUGGUGCUUCUCUGUACUAAGGUUCACAAGUCAAUAUCUCUGGAGAUCUGACCAGAAGUGGUCCAACUUAUUGAUCCUUUAAGGACACUUCCAAUCAUACCAUGAAGCAGAAUCUUUUUCUGCAGUCAACCUUCAUUCUUCGGUUGCAUGUGAUCACAUAUUUUUUUCAGAAAACAGCGGUUGCCAAACUAAGGUCUGGGUUAUGCCAUCUUAUAUUCUAUCAUGUUUCUUAACAAAAUGAUUAGGCUCAACAGCAUUAUUAUUAUUAUUAUUAUUAUUAUUAUUAUUAUUAUUUAUACCCCACUCAUCUGACUGGGUUUCCUCAGCAACUCUGGGUGUCUCCCAACAGAAUAUUAAAAGCACAAUAUAACAUAUAAGACUUUGAAGCCAGGUGAUCAGUGAGUGACCUUCAUAUGUUUCGUUAGUUCUGGGUCACAGCCCUGCUGUGAGUCCUGAAAAGUCCAGACUCACUGGAACAAACUCUGGGGUUGGGGCAAAUGUUGAAAAUGCUUUUAAAUGCUUUUAAAUUUUUAAUUUUUAAUCUGUGGUGUUUAAAAUUUGGGUUUUUUGUUUUGUUUUUGCUCUGUCGGGGGGGGAAUAAACGUUUAGUUGGGCCUGGGGAUUAGUUUAACUUUAGUAUAAUUAUAAAUUGUUUGUUGUUGUUGCUGUUGUUGUUGUUGUUGUUGCUUUCUACUGCUUUAUUGGAUUCAUUGUAUAGUUUGUAUUCUGUUCUGAAGGGGAGAGGGUCAGGGCUGUCUGGGAGUGGGCCCCAGUCAACAGAAUGGCUGGGGUGCACUUGGACACCUGAUCUCAGUGAUCAUGGGUAGGAGGAGGAGUUACGCUAAGACCAGACCAUGUCAUUAACGAGGAGGCAGGUUUAGUUGUUGUUUGAAGACUAUCCCUGCCUCUGGGUCUGGUCUUGACCACAAGGAUACUGGAUUCAACAAGGGAGACCCACAUUACCUGAAGGUGCUGCUGUGCAGUGCCAGGUCAAUGAUUCACAAGACCACUGAGAUACACGACAGGAUGGAGGACUUGACCUGGCAUAUGUAACAGAGACUUGACUGGAUGAAGAAGAUGGGCCUGUCCUUGCCACUGCUUGUCUACCAGGUUUCUCUUACACACAGCAACCCAGCUCAUAUGGGCGGGGAGGCGAGGUUGCAGUGAGUUUUAGGAAGUCAAUAGCUUGCACCAGGCAUCCUAUUGGGAAGACCCAGUUUUCUGAGUGUGUGUUCUGGAAGUUGGACAACAGGGGCAGUACAGGAUUCCUUUUGGUGUACUGACCUCCCCACUCUAUCAAGGGUUCCCUGCCUGAGCUGCUUCAGGUCGUGGCGGAUGUUCUCCUGGAGACACCUAGUUUGGUUGUCCUAGGGGAUUUAACAUCCAUGCUGACACGACCUUACAAGGCGCUGCUUGGGACUUCGUGGGAAAGCAUGACCUCCAUGGGGAUGUCCCUGAAUGAAUUUCGCCCAACUCAUUGUUGCGGACAUGCCUUAGACCUGGAGUUCACCUCUAUGGAUGUGGGUGAUCUGACACUAAGUAAAAGCGCAACAAAAGAAAUGCCAUGGUCAGAUCACUUCCUGGUGCCGCAACCCUUUCCCUCUGCAGGGAGGUGGGACUGAUUUGGACCCCCCCCCCCACUUAAUGGAUUCAAAUGGUUUCCAGAGUGUAGUAGGGGAUGUUUUAUCUCAUGUUGAUGGCCUUUCAGCUGAUUCCCCUCUGGCCCGCUGGAAUGCAGAGUUAACCAGAGCUAUCGACUGUCUGGCUCCAAAGCGCUCUCUCCAACUGCAUGGAGCCUGGCAGCCUCAUGGUUUUCCCCAGAGCUGAGGGUGAUGAAACAAUCACUGAGGUGGCAAUAGCGCCAGUGGUGGAAAUCAGACCAGAAACGGAUUAGAGCUCAACGUUGAGCCUACCAAGUGGCAAUAGCGACGGUGAAGAGGUCCUUCUUCACUGCCUCUAUUGCAUCUGCAGAAAACAGCAGCAGGAGACUCUUUCAGGUGGUUCAUAAUCUUAACAGAACCACCUUCACCAUUGGGGCCUGGUAACGACCCCAAGAUCUCCUGCAGUGAUUUUGCAACUUUUUUGCAGGCAAAGCCGCUCAGAUUCGGAAAGAGGUAGACGCCAUCAUGGGAGCAGGGCUGGGGCAGGAGAGUGCUAGAGUCCUGUCUAUCCCAGUUGCAUGGGAUCAGUUCCAAUCUGUUACCUCCGAGGAUGUGGACAGGCUGCUUGGAUGAGUGAAACUGACCACCUGUCUCCUCGAUCCUUGCCCAUCCUGGCUCAUAAAAGUGAGCCGGGAAGGGCAGGGUGAUGGGCUCCGGGGAUAGUGAAUGCUUUCCUCUGUGAGCAAGCUUUCCCGGAACCGCUGAAAGAGGCAGUUAUUAAAUCGCGUCUUUAAAAACAUCUUUGGACAUGGCCAAUAUGGACAACUAUCACCCAGUCUCAAAUCUUCCAUUCUUGGGCAAAGUGACUGAGCAGGUGGUUGCUGAACAACUCCAAGCACGCCUGGAGGAUGCGGACCAUUUGGAUCCCUUCCAAUUGGGAUUCAGGCCUCAUCAUGGGACUGAAACUGCCUUGGUCACGCUGGUCAAUGAUCUCUGGUGGACUAGGGACAAAGGUGAAAGCUGUUUCCUAGUUCUGCUGGAUCUCUCAGCAGCCUUUGAUACCAUCAACCAUGACAUCCUUCUGGACUGUCUAGAGGCGCUAGGAGCUGGGGGCACUGUUAUAAUGUGGUUCUGCUCCUUCCUCCUGGGCCAUGUUCAGAAAGUGGUGGGGGGGUGAGUGUUCAGACCCCUGGGCUCUCACUUGUUGGGUGCCUCAGGGUUCUGUCCUCUCCCCCAUGCUUUUCAACAUCUACAUGCAGCCGCUGGGAGAGAUCAUCAGCGGGUUUGGGCUGGGUGUUCAUCGGUAUGCGGAUGAUGCCCAGCUCUACCUCUCUUUCAAAUCAGAACCAGUGUAGGCGGUGAAGGUCCUUUUUGAGUGUCUGGAGGCAGUUGGAGGAUGGAUGGCAGCUAACAGAUUGAGGCUGAAUCCUGACAAGACAGAAGUACUGUUUUGGGGGGAUGGCAGGUGUGGAGGACUCUCUGGUUCUGAAUGGGGUAACUGUGCACCUGAAGGACCAGAUGUGCAGCCUGGGACUCAUUUUAGACUCACAGCUGUCCGUGGAGGCACAGGCCAAUUCUGUGUUCAGGGCAGCUGCCUACCAGCUCCAUCUGGUAUGCAGGCUGAGACCCUACCUGCCUGCAGACUGUCUCGCCAGAGUGGUGCAUGCUCUAGUUAUCUCCCGCUUGGACUACUGCAAUGCGCUCUGUGUGGGGCUACCUUUGAAGGUGACCCGGAAACUACAACUAAUGCAGAAUGCGGCAGCUAGACUGGUGACUGGGAGUGGCUGCAGAGACCAUAUAACACUGGUCCUGAAAGACCUACAUUGGCUCCCACUACGUUUCUGAGCACAAUUCAAAGUGUUGGUGCUGAUCUUGAAAGCCCUCAAUGGACUCAGCCCAGUAUACCUGAAGGAGUGUCUCCACCCCCAUCGUUCAACCUGGGCACAGAGGUCCAGCUCUGAGGGCUUUCUGGUGGUUCCCUCACUAUUAUUAAAGUCUGAAUCCAUUUUAUUCCCCCUACACAUCGGGGAAAGGAAUAAUAGGCAAUAAGAAGUAACUUUCCUUAUUUCUUGAAUUAUAAUUUUUGUUUUGAAUUUCAGGUUUUAAGAAGUGGAAUGAUGAAAAAUGCAACAACAAGUACGCCUUCAUCUGCAAGCAAUAA
Molecule: messenger RNA, 7306 nt
Organism: Podarcis lilfordi (Lilford's wall lizard)
Lineage: Eukaryota; Metazoa; Chordata; Lepidosauria; Squamata; Lacertidae
Source: the annotation of a GenBank genome assembly